Ostrea edulis (European flat oyster) is the source of this 6685-nucleotide messenger RNA. RefSeq lists its product as uncharacterized. The record is from RefSeq and is a predicted model, not a curated record. Lineage: Eukaryota; Metazoa; Mollusca; Bivalvia; Ostreida; Ostreidae. The coding region runs from base 231 to 4106 and encodes 1291 amino acids. The transcript is spliced from 2 exons.
AAGUCGGGAUCAAUGUUCGAUUGAAGUUGAAAGUAACAAUUUCCUGUCCUAUGGAAUAGAAUAAAAUCCAGCUGGAAGUUGAGCUAACACGGAACAGUAACACUUAAGAAUUAAAUUUCCCGAAGGCAGUGAAAUAAGACAAUGGUCAUUGACUUUAUGAUGAGGACAUAAGGCAUGGAAAAUACACUAAAAACAACGUAAAAGAUUGAUAUGGAGAAGAAUGGUGAUCUAUGAUGAAUGUACAGUCGGAGAAUCACAAUAUUGGGGAACAGCCUGUUAGAAGUCCCUGUGUUUCGGAUGAAAUCCUGUAUGAACUUGGUUAUUCCAUAAGUCCGUCACAAGAAGAGAAGGAUGAAUCUGAUCACCUGACAAGAAAAGCUGUUGACCAAUCAGAAAUUAAGAAAGAUUUUGUUGACCAAUCAGAAUUUACUGAAAAUUUUGUUAAAAACAGAAAUACUUCCAAGUUAGAUGUGAAACAGGUUGAGGAAUCUGGGAAUUCUACAAAGGAAAUAGCUUGUGUAUUGGAUAAAGAGAAAAAACAAACAGAUGUUCAUAUUGGCUCAGAAGUGUUUAUUACAAGCUAUCCUGGACAUAAAUUGAAAGACAAGAAAUAUCUAAGGAAAAUUAAGAAGAGGAGAAGAAGAGGGAAAGGUACAACUUGCUCACCAACGAAGAUUGAAGCGAUUUGUAGGGAGAUGUCAGGCCUUGUGGUCUCUGAGGAUGAUGCAUCGGCUACUGAAACUUCCCCCGAGUCAGUGCAGUCAGAGGAAAGGACGUUACAUCGGAAUGAUUCAAAUGAAAUAAAUCUUCAAGACCAUAAUCAUGAAAGCAUAACAUCUAAACAAAUCCACAAUGAAACUUCAGAGAAAGAAAAUGAAGAUACUAAUGGAGAUCAUAGCAGCAUGAUUGAAUUGAAAAGUAAAACUGAAAAUUGUAAUUCAAGUGGUGAAACCACAGCAGUUUCAUCUACUGAUGAUGAAAAUUUAUCAAAGGAAGAAGACAAUGAAGUUGAGGGAGAACUUAGCCCAAAUGAAGGUAUUCCAUCCAAUCCAACGUCCAACACCCAGAAGUGUACAAAAUCAGGCAGUGAAGAUGAGGUAGCAAACUCUUCUGAAAUGAAAGAAACAGGAAGUACAGAUAUUCAUGGGUCCUUAAUUAAUGAGAAUAUGGAGAUUGAAAGUACAGAAAAAGAAAGUGGGGCCAACUCUGUGAAAAAGCAAGUAAUUUUACUGUCAUCAUCAAGUUCUGAUGGAAAUAAUUACAUAGACUCAAAUGAGAAUUCUUCACAAUCUGGAAAAGGUAAGAUGUUGACCACUCAGAAGAUCACGAGUGACUGUGAGGAGUAUUCAUAUGAAGAAUUGUUUGGAAAUAUUAAAAAGUGUUCCAUAAAAAUCAGAAGGCUGAGUGAGGAAUCCAUUGCUCUCUACACUGGCAGCUCUCCUAACAAACAAACAAAUAGGAAUCUACCAUCAGAAGUGUCUCAUGUCCCAGCCAUACCAACGCUCAACAAUCAACCACCUUUAUUACGUGGAGAAGAAUGCAGUGAAACAAGUCCAACAGAAACAUCCAAAGCUGAAACAAUAGCUACUGAUGAAUCCCCUGAUAAUUCAAAGGAAAAUGGUUAUACAGGUAGUGUCAUGGGGCCAGAAAAAGUGCAAGUUGAAAAUGGCAAAUUUAAAACCACACAUAGGCCAUCAAAAUUGAAAUCCAGUAACAGACGAAGGUCUAGAAGACGAUUAUCAGACGAAAUUUGUCCUUCACCAGAACCUAAAGCAAAACAUAAAACUAGUCCGAGUAAAAGUGAUAUUUUGAAAACCCAAGAAGCUACUUAUAAACCAUCCUUUAGUGAAACUCGGGUUUGUGAAAAUCUAAGAUCUUUAAGGGGUGGGAAAAUUGUGAAUCAGAAAGUUGCCACAAAUCCUAGGAAUAGAAGAGAAAGGCCUGGUUUAUUUCGAAGUCUCAGUGAAGUCAACUUUGAACACAAAAAGUCAACAAAAUUGAUGAAUUUAGAAGAGAGAAAUCCUAAUACAAAGCAAUCUCAAAAUUCGCCUUUUACAGAAAAAUUCAGUGCGCUUACUUGCAAAAAGUUUCUUGAACAGAUAAAAAAGUGUUCAGUUAACCUUAAGAAGAUUAAAUGUGAUUCACCUCUGACAGGAAUAGCAGAAAAGGCAAGGUCAACUGUUGACCUUCAAAAGGUUGACUUGGAAACCUUCAAAGUGCCUUUGACUCCUGAAAUAUACUUAAGACAACAAAGAAUGCAUAUAAAAACUCCCAAAAUAGACUCUGGAUUAUCUUUUGAAGCAAGUACCAAAGUUGUUAAUAAACCACCCACAAAGCUCCCUUCACAACAAAAAGCUGUUAGUGAAACAAACUUUCAUCAUAACUUAUCUCGAGAACAAUCAUGGCAUCAGAAAUUCAUGGCAUCCUUGAAUAAAUCUAGGAUAUCAGAGAGUGGUGUUGAAAAAGAGCUUUGCAACAGUGAGACGUGUAGCUCAGUAAAUAUGAAGGCAUGUUCCGUUCGACUAAGAAAAUUGAGUGGAGAUUCUAUUGCUAGUUUCAACCAAGGAGUUGUAAGCUCCAACAGCAAAAACCUUGGAGCAAUUACCAAAGAGCUAAGGAGCGAUGAUGCAAGCCAACUCGGACAUGCAAGUGAAUCGUCAUCCCCCAUAAAGCCAUGUAGUGUGAGUAUUCAAAGAUUAAGUAGAGAUGCCAUCACAACUCACUUAAAAAGAAGCAUGCUUACCAUAUUUGACAAAGAUUUAGCAAGAACUGAAAAAUCAGCUUCAGUAGGAAAGGAAAGUUCAUCUGUGAGUGGUACUUUGGGAUUUAUUGUUCCAUCUUUGCCUGUGCGGAAAAGGAGGGGAAGUGGAGAUACAAUGUCUAGCUUGUCAAAAUGGAGUACCAAGAGACAACCUUUGAAGGCCACCAAACCCAACAGAGGUAAAGCACCAAAACGGAAAUGGAUUGACUCGGAUAGUGUGGAGAGUGAGUCAUCUGUCAGACCAUGCAGUGUCAAGCUCUUUAGGUUAGAUCCGGAUUCCGUGUCAAACUGUGCACAUAUUCAGAAAAAUGGUGGUGACAGCAUGCCACAUCAAAUCCGUAAUCCAGCCCUCAAUGUAACUAAUGUUGACAAAGUGGUUGAUGAUGAGCUGUACUGUUUGAGAAGGUUUUUACAGGUGCCCUUGGUGCCAGAGCCAGGAUCAAGUGGAAUAUCAGAAAAUGCAAAUAAAUCUAUAGGAAAACAUGAUGUUCAUAAAAUGAUGAAGCCAUGCUCAGUUGUGUUGAAAAGAAUUACAAAAAAUCAGAACCUACAAUCUGUGAAUAUCAAGAAAGUGAUUGCUAAGCAAUUGGCAGAAAAUGUGGAGUUUUCCUCUGAAAGUGAAUCAAGCCAUGAAGAUGAAGAAUCAUCUAUGGAUAUCAACAAACUUUUAUUUUCUCUGUCCACCGGUGGAGAAGAAAAAAAUAAGGGUCAUGAAAAUGAACCAGCACAGGAUGAUAUAUUCCUAUCCACUGAAGUCAUUGGGAAAGUAUGUGAAGGUGCAGCUUACACCAAGGAUGUAGAUAAUCAUAACUCAAUGGAAGACGAAAUCACUGAAGGGUCAUCACUGCCUGAUAGAGGUAAUGGAAAGAAAGAUUUGGCAACUGCUGAAGUGAUGGGAUCAACAGCAGAUGACAGCGAAGGAAAUCCAUCAGAUCCAGUCGUUAUUCAAACUGCUGUAAAAAUCCUGACAGAUGAAAAGACUGCUGAAGAAAUGUUACUACCAGGAGAUCGUAGAGGUGCACCCCAGACAUCAGAUGCAAUUUGUAAGGAGGUGAAUAUAAAUCCCAUGAAUAUUAGUGAAGUUUCCAAGAAAAGGACUGAAAACUUGACAGAAACUGUCCCACUGCCAGUGAGAAGACCGGAGUCUGACAUAUGGAGUGAUGAUCUUCCAGAUAUUGAUGUGGAUCUGUCUGUUGCCAGUGUGUGUUCAACUAGUAAUUCUUCUUUAAAAGGAGAUGCUGGGAAAAAUGGUGAAACGUGUGCAGAUCUACAGCGAGACUAUUUUCAGUUAGCAAAAUUGACAAAAAGCUGUAGUGUAAGGUUACAGAAGAUUGAUGUAAUUUAACUACAAACGUAAAAUUUCAGGUUAAUGUGGGUUUUGUAUGACACAAAUCACUUCUACAUGUAUGUGUUGACAGAGACAUAUUUAACAGUGACAAACAACUUUUUCAGUGGUGUAUUAACUGCUUACAAUAUUAUGUAACAAGCCUACCAAAAAAAAAAAGAUUUUUCUCUCCUUCUUUGCUACAUUACGACAACUUGCUGUAAUACAUAAGAGCUGAAUUUCCAUUUUUGACUUACAACAACCAAGAAACUAUCAAAAUAUGCAAACAGACAUGGCAAUAUAUUCCGCAAGACUUUUUGUAGAAAUGGAAUAGAAGUUAAGUGAAUUGUAUGUGAAAUGUCACGAAAAAUUAUAUACUGUAUUAUUGAGAAACGUCGCGCAUGUUCUUAAACCAGAGUGUGCAUUUUUACCAAAGUAUGAUGGAUCGCAAGAUAAUACAAGACCUGGGGAAGCUGUUAGUUUCAGUUUUAUAUGUCUGGUGUUGAUAAGCUGAUUUUUAAAGAAUAUUUUGUUUAUUUUUAGUUUAAGAGUAUAUACAUGUAACAUUAUGAAUGAAUCCAGAAUAUAUUUGAAUUAUAAUUGUACUGCAUGGAUGGAUCUAGGAAGGAGAUGCGGUUAGGGGGUUACAAAGCCCACCCAUCCCUUUUGGUAGGAUUUAAACAAAAUGGUUAGUUUGGGGUCUAAAACCUAACCCCCAUUGGGGGAGCAGAAAAAGUACCAUCUUGUCACCCCACCCCCUUAAAGGUUUUCUGGAUCUGUCUGUUUUAUGCAAGAAAUCCAGGGAAAGUGAGACAGAUAAUGAUAUUGCUUAUUCAAUUUUUAUUAAUAGUUGCAGUAUGUACACAUUAGUCAUUUGAGGAAGGAUAUCAUAAUAUCAUCUUAAUCCUAUCAAUGCAGUGAUAGGGUUAAGAAAUUAUAAUUUGUUAGAAGAAAAGAAAGUUGAAGAACAUUAGACCAACCUAGAUGAAUUUUCUAUUGUAUCGUAUGCAUUUCAUUCUUUGUUGACCAAAUUUUAAAAAACCCAUUAGAAUUCAGAAUUUAAAAGAUAUUUGUUGGUAGUUUUCACAAUUUUGAAUAUGAGAAUUUAAAGAAGUUGAAACUAUGACAUAUUGGUACAGCUGUGAUAGAUCUUAGGCUAUGACUGCAUGGAAAUCUUAAAUUGUGCCUUUGAGAGUUCGUUUAGCACUGACAAAAAUAUUUUCCAUCUUUGGCAAAUGUUGAUGCUGAUUUAUACCUGUAUUGGUUACCACAUAUGUGAUGUUUAUGAAUACUAUUUUCUUCCUGUUUGAAGUCAAUGGCUGAAGAAACACAGCUGUACAACAGAAUUGAUUAAUGAAUGUUUAAUGAAAUGAACUCAGGAGAAAGCUUUCUAGUAAUUUGAAGAAAGAAAUAAAGAAAAUUCUGUUGGAUUUGUCUGAGGCGUUGAAAUGGUUUCCAGUUUAAAUUCCUGAUGUUAAAAUGUCACUUCAAUUUUCAAGCAUAAAUGUCUUGUACCUGGCUUAAAACUGUGUCGUCAAUGUUUGUGAACAGGUUGCUUCUCUGAAAUAGUUUUUAUACAGACAAGCAAAAAUGAAAAAUUAGGGCACCAGUUAAUUUGGACAAGGCAACAAUUCCAAGUCCUUUGAAAAUUCAAGGAACACCAUUAGAUAAAACAGUAACUUGAUUGACUUGAUCAUGUAUGCAAUAUAUUUAAUUACUUUUUGAAAUUCUUAAGACCACCCCCCCCCCCUCCCUCACCCCCCUUAACAAAAAGUUAUAGUGAGACAUUUUGCUUACAUGGUCUUGUGCGUGAUGCAUGUAACAUGUGUCGUGUAACCACAUAAACAUGCUUUUGUUUGGUAGUUGUAUGUUUUAUUCAAGUGGUUAGAAAUUUUGUUUAUUUUUAUUCACUACCUUUUGCAUUAGCUUGAGAAAAAUUUUCCAUCUGCAAAACAUAGAAUUUUUUUUAGUAGGACUUGUAUAUUAUAUAUAAAGCAUUUGCUUUUGAUAUGAAAAGAUGUUUUAUAAGAUUUGUAGAUAUAUAAGGGGGCUUACUAUAUGUGUUGGUUUUUUUUCAUUACUUUUUUUUUUAAUUCUACAUUUUAUACCACCUUAAAAGGACAAAUUCAUGUUACGCUAAACUGUUAGAUUUCCAGUAUUUGUUUUUCGUGCUAUACUAAUUAGUGAUAAACAUCUGCAAUCUUGGAUCGUCUGUUUAAGGCAGCACAAUGAAACGCCGCCUAUCAGUUAUAUUGUAUUUGUAGAGGAAAUGAAGACCCAUUUUGGGGUUACUGUUUUGUGAAAAUGCAUGAGAUGAUAAUUUUAUAUAUAUAUAUAUAGAGAGAGAGAGACUUUAUCUUGUUGAUAUUAACCUGUUGUGUUUGCUUUUCUUGUUAGUUAUAUUUUAGCGCUUUUUAAUUGUGCUAUUUAUAUCAUACUGAAUAGGCUACAUCAAUAUUUUAGAGCAAGAAGCUGUUGACAUGAAUGAACUGUAAAUUUAUUAAUUUCCACUGAUUGUAAAUUUUGGAUUUUUAAUACAUUUGUAACCAUGUCCAGCAUAUGAAGGAGUUUGUGUUGCAUUAAAGACAUGAUAAGUUAUA